AUGUCUUAUUUAUGUUGUUAUAUCGCCUUUAUGUAUCUUGGGACCAUGGUGUAAAUAAGUAUUCUCACUUUGACAUGUUGUUUUGGAUUUUGUUUUAUGUCUGUGAUCCAUUAAUAAAUCAUAGUACACACAUGUAGCAACUUUGCACCACUGGUUAUUGCGUUAGUGACAGUAACUGCACGUGUCUACAUUUUAUGAAAACGUACAUAUAUAAACCUGCAUUUCUUCACUUUGUUACCUUAAAACUGAGUCAUAGCUGAAUUUAGUUGUUUAUGAAAUACUUUUGGAAGCACUUUUCUUUUCUUUUCAGUCAGGCAUUAGCCGGGCAAGCUGCGGGUCUCUCUGGGAAAAGUGGGUGGCGUUGUUGUAUGCAGGCAUGGAGAGAGACGCGGACCAGCUCUGCAGCUGCAGUUUCUAAUGUGAUGACAGCUGAUUCUACCGAGACACAACCGGGGCCGCCGUGUCUCUUUCCACUGUCAACAUGUUUCCUUGACUGUCACGGUGAAAUAAAGCUGUCCUGUCCUCUCCUGGAGAUAAUAAUGACUCUGCGUUCGGCUCCAAAGCUGCGGGAAGUGUAGCUGCUGAAAAGUUGCGCCGCGGAGAGAAAAAGCUGCUCCGCCACCACAUCAGCAAGCCCUGAAGAAGUUGGAUAUCUUGUCUGACUGGAUCUAACUUAACGGCCAGGGUCCACUUUUUCCUCUCAAACCACUUCACAGGUUAUGAGUAAUGGAAGCAGGAUCAGUGGUGCGUGCCGUGUUCGAGUUUCUCCCCAGUGUCUCUGAGGAGCUGCCGCUCUUCACUGGUGAUGUCAUUGAGGUGCUCAGUGUCGUAGAUGAGUUCUGGUUGCUUGGUAACAAAGAUGGCGUCACAGGUCAGUUUCCCAGUACCUUUGUGGAAGAGAUUACAAUUCCCAGCACCAAGCCUGGAGACAGUCUGUAUGUGUGCAUCAGUGAUUUCAGCUCAACAGAGUCGGGGAACCUGUCUCUUAAGAGAGGUGAUGUGGUUGUGGGAGAGGCAGGAGGGUCCAUUGACCUCGGGGAAACCUGGCAACGUGGCUGUAAUGCCUUGGGCAUCCGUGGUCUCUUCCCCUUAUCAUGUGUGAAGGAGCUGAACCUUUCAGGGCGCUCCAGGCAGCUGUCUGAGCGCUCAGCUCAGGCUCAGGCUUUAGAGCUCCCACCGUAUGCCCUAGGCCAGGCCCGUGCGCUUAUGAGCCUCCAUGCACAGCUCAAUGAGGAGCUGGACUUCCGCGAGGGGGACUUGAUCAUCAUCACAGGCCUGCCUGAGCCGGGUUGGUUCCAGGGGGAGCUGGAUGGCCGCAGGGGCAUUUUUCCGGAGGGGUUUGUGGAGCUGUUGGGUCCCCUCCGAUCUCCUCAAGAGCCUUUGGACUGCCAGUAUUUGAACAAUGACCCUCAGCAAUUUAGCUACGAGGACCCUUAUGAUGCAGGAGAGGGGACUGAGGAGGAAGGUGCAGAGGAAGGGGAGAUUUUCCUGACAGAGGUAGAGGAGCAGAAGGAGGCUGAAGUAGAAGAAGAGGAAGAGGAGGAGGAGGAAGGCGGUGUCUAUGGAGUGGCACUGUAUGAAUUUCGGGCCAUGGAACCAGGCGAGCUGGACUUUGACGUGGGGGACCGCAUACGUGUUAUAAGCACUUUGGAAGAUGGUUGGCUGGAGGGGGAGCUGAGAGGGCAACGUGGUAUUUUCCCUCAUCGUUUUGUGAAAAUGGAAGAUGACGGGCAGAAAACUGCAGAGGAAACAAAUGUUGUUGAACCAGAAGAAGAGAAAGAGAACAGCUGUACUUCAGAAUACAGCUCAGGUCAUAUAUGUCCCAACGGGUCAGGGAAUGAUCCUGAAUGGAAAGCAUACGAGGAUCAUACAGUAUGGGACCUGGACUACUUUGAGAGGACUGAGGAGCAGAGGUGGCAAAGUGAAAACAAAAGCACCGGAGCACAAACUGACAACAGAGAGCAGAGAGAAAGGGGUAGUAGGCCUGACUCUCAGCCACGUAGACCUGUCGUCCCAGCUCAUAGAGGGCCUGAGAGACCCAAGUCCACUCCUCCAGCAAGGCCCAGACUCCCACCUCGGCCCAACCUCCCUGCACGUAGCCAUAGGCAGCAUAUUGGCCCAUCUUCUAACACGAAUCGAUCCAGUUAUACUAAUGGCAACACAAGACCUUUGCAGCCCAAACUCACUCAUAGCCUAACUCUUCCCAGCACUCACUCUGGUUGGUCAAAAGACAGCAGAUCCUACCAGAGGUCGCCAGCGGAUGGUGCCAUCACCAAUAACAGAAGUGCCAGUCUUGGCCAGGCAUUAAUUAACCUUGUUGAGGGCCAUAUGCAGAAGAAGCUAUCUCGCCAUGCUAGCGUCAGUGAUGCAGAUAUGAUGAUGGGCAGUGCUGAGACACGUUCAAUCGCCUUAGAUGCCCUGGCAACCUCAGCUGGUGACUUGGAAGCAAAGCUAUCGCAGCAGCUUUUCGAAUUUGAGAAAAGCUUGACUACUCCAUAUUGUGAUACCAACAUGAGCUCUGGUGCUUCUGUAGGUGACCUGCAAUCCCAUAUCUCGCGCCACUUUUCUAUUCUGGACUAUGGCGAUGAGAGUGAUAUCAUUCGAGGCUCCUCACAUUCUCCAGUGUCCCACCUCUUGCAGUCGAACUCUGCCUCUUCUUCACUAGAGAGACGCAGGACCCUCCGUCCUCCUCCUCCUCGUCCGAGAGCCUUUCGUCCUCCAGCCCCAUAUGCAUGCAAACCAGCCCGCCCCGCUCCACGUCCCCCUCCCCGUUGCCCGAGACAACACGCUGCUCCGCCAACUAGCGACUCCCUUACCAACAGCCCCAUUUUCUACACCCCUGACGAGCCAACUUCAAACCUCCUCGAUCAAAUAACAGAAGGACAGGCUGAGUUUGGUGACCUCGCAGCUGCCCAGGAACAUGAAAUCCAGUGCCAGCUGGAAGCAGAGAGAGAGUUGGAAAGAGAGAUGGAGUUGGAGAGUGAGAGACAGAGGGAAGAGGAGGAGAGGUACCAGAUGUUGCUACGGCUACAAGAGGUGGAGCACGACAUGGAGGCCUACGCACAAACGGCAGAGGAACUCAGGGCCAUGUUGGAGGAGGAGGAGGAUGAGACAGCCCGCAUGCAAGUCAUGGAGAAUCUGGAGUUCUGCAACUAUACGCUGGACACGCUGGCCCUGGAACAGCAGCAGCUGCAAGAGAUGACACUCCUGUCGUCCCAACCCAAACCCUUGGAGCCUGCCUCAGUCUCGGAUGCGACCCCCGCCGCUGGAACAGAGGAUCCUGAGCUGAGGAUGCUGGAGAAGAGGUCAAAAGUCAUCGAAGAGCUGCUGCAGACAGAGAAGGACUACAUCAAAGACCUGCAGAUGUGCGUGGAGGAGAUCAUUGAGCCACUGCAGAAGAAGCAGGUGAAGAACGUGGACUUUGAUGGACUCUUUGGCAACAUCAACUCUGUGAUUGACCUGUCGCAGCGCCUCUUUGACGCACUGCACGACACAGACUCUAUCGGAAAGGUAUUUCUGGACUUCAAAGCAGAGCUGGAGGAGGUUUACAAGAUCUACUGCCAGAACCACGAUGAUGCUAUCUCUCUGCUAGAGAGCUACGAGAAAGAUGAAAACAUCCAGCGUCAUGUGUUGGAGUGUCUGGAGAGGCUGAGAGCCAUAUAUCGAGAGUGGGGGAAAACAAAUUACAUCAACCUUGGCUCUUUCUUGAUCAAGCCGGUGCAGCGGGUGAUGCGUUACCCACUGCUGCUGAUGGAGCUGCUGGGGGCCACGCCGGAGAGCCACCAUGACCGGCCCCAGCUGACUCAGGCUCUGCAGGCCGUCAAGGAGAUCAACGUAAACAUCAACGAGUACAAGCGCAGGAAGGACCUCGUGGUGAAGUACAGGAAAGGUGACGAGGAUACAUUCAUUGACAAGAUCUCCAAGCUGAGCAUGCACUCCAUUAUCAAAAAAUCCAACCGAGUCAGCAGCCACCUCAAGCACCUCACGGGAAUUUCACCCCAGAUUAAAGAUGAAGCGUUUGAUGAGGCUGAAAAGCGAUUCAGGCUGCAGGAGAGACUCAUCAAGUCUUUUAUCAGGGACAUUUCUUUGUACCUGCAACACAUCAGGGAAUCUGCAUCUGUGAAAGUCCUGGCAGCCAUCAGUUUCUGUGACAUCUACACAGAGCGAAGUAUUCUGGACCCCGAGCGUUUCCAGAGAGCUCACCGCAGCAUCAGCGACAAACAAUUCACAGAAUUUAAAGAACGCACAGAGGCCUUAGUCAUCAACCCGCUCACCCAGCUGCUCCUCAUGUUUGCCGGGCCCCACAAACUCAUCCAAAAGCGCUUUGACAAGCUGCUGGACUACGACAACUGCAAGGAGCGUGCUGACCGCCUUAAGGACCGUCGUGUCCAGGAUGAGCUGCAGGUGGCACGCAACAACUAUGAGGCGCUCAACGCCCAACUUCUGGACGAGCUUCCCAAGUUCCACUGUGCAGCAGAAGAUCUUUUCACUGGCUGUGUGAGGGCUUUCGCUCAAGCCCAGAAGGACUUCAUGAAGACGACACUUGGAGAGCUGAAACCCCUCCUUCAGGUUUUUUCUCGCAAAGUUGGCACAGAGGGCAACCUGAUUGCACAGUUCCAAGAGGAGUAUGGUCGCGUUCUCCAACUUCUGCAGAGUUUUAGCUUCUGCCCGGAGAACCUGCCUCCAGCCACCACCACAAAAAAACCCUUUGAGAGGAAGACUCUAGAGAAGCAGACCUCCAAAAAGCAACUGCAAGGACCUCCCAACCACACUCUGCAGACAGAUGAGCACCGUGCAGGGCUUCUGGUACGCUAUGGCCCUGAGAAACUCUUCCAGGCCGAGAGGAACUUCAACGCAGCCCAAGAUCUGGACGUCUCUAUACUAGAGGGAGACCUUGUGGGUGUUAUCAAGCAACAGGACCCCAUGGGAAGCCAUAAUCGCUGGCUGAUUGAUACUGGAGUCACCAAGGGUUUUGUGUACAGCUCCUUCCUGAAACCUUACAACCCACGCAGAAGCCAGUCAGACGUAUCCAUUGAGAGUCAGUCGUCCAAUGAGUCAGGCUACGGCGGCUCCUCCCCUGUUUUUUCCCGCCAGAACAGCAACAGCACACUGACCUUUAACCAGGAAACAGCCACUGUCAGCUUUUCCACUGGGCAGCCCCAAAGUCAAUCAUCGCCACACCCUUCGAUGGACUCUGCCUCCUCUCGUAGGAGUCACCACAGAGAUAUACCGAACCCCGACUCUGCCAGUCAGACCAACUCCAUAAACUCCUCACCUCGAAAUUUCUCAAACCGUCGGGAAUUCUCAGACCAAACGCACCGAAGUUCCCCCAGUCACAGAGACACAGAGCCCUCCUACCGGCACUCGGGUAGUCACAGAGACUCAUAUGACACAAGUCAUGCGAGUCCGACUGGCCACAAGGAGAUGUCGGACCUCUAUGACACAGACUCAAAUUCUUCACUCAGAAGCAGUCGUUCACAGCGGUAUGGACACACAGACAAGGCCUAUAGUUCAUACCAGUGGAGAAAUGGAGAUAGCGGUGGCCAGAAGAAGUCUGCGUACUCUCGAGAUGAGUACAUUGAGCAGGAGCCAGAACCAGAACAUGAGAGUGAAUUAGAUGGUCAUCAGAUAUACUAUGCCCUCUACUCCUUCAAUGCACGUUGUGCCAAUGAACUGAGCAUCUCAGCCAAUCAGCGGCUGCGUAUACUGGAGUUCCAGGAUAUGAACGGCAACAGUGAUUGGUGGCUGGGGGAGGCUGGAGGCCGACGAGGCUACGUGCCUUCCAACUACAUCCGCAAAUCAGAAUAUACAUGAACAAUUUGAACCAAGUGCUGAUACCUGAGACUGUAUUGCGAUCACACUGUGAGCACACACAGAACAAAAAGACAAACAAGCAUCUGGACACAUGGUGACUUAUUUUUUGAUCUGUUGUCAUGGAGUUUGAAAGUGAGAAGGACUGACUAGUGCUGCUGACUACUCAAAGUUAGCAUUAUAUGCCUAUAUUUAUAGACUUUUUAUAUUAUUUUUACUUACUGGAAACUGCACCCUACCCCCUCUCGUUUCCAGUGGAAAACCUGUGAAUUGCACCAGGAUUUUGCCAUAUUCUCUGGGGCUGAAGAUAAUGAAUGAUAUGCUUAAAGACAGAAUGAGUAGGAUUUGUCGGUUGUGGUUUGUAAACACAACAUUCAAAGUUGGCCCCUGCUGCCCGGCUCAACGGCACCAGAAGUGCUACGCUGCUAUGUCACUAUGUUCUUAUAGAGUCCCACUGCCCAAAGGUUGACACCCAGAAACGCCCGAACACAGCAAAAUAAUAAUAAGAUACAGGCAGAGGGCAGAGU
This is a messenger RNA of Thunnus maccoyii (southern bluefin tuna), 6338 nucleotides long. Its product is annotated as dynamin binding protein. Bases 727 to 5814 code for a protein of 1695 amino acids. Gene Ontology annotation, biological process: intracellular signal transduction. Gene Ontology annotation, molecular function: guanyl-nucleotide exchange factor activity; protein binding. The transcript is spliced from 17 exons. The record is from RefSeq and is a predicted model, not a curated record. NCBI's taxonomy places the organism in Eukaryota, Metazoa, Chordata, Actinopteri, Scombriformes, Scombridae. Gene Ontology annotation, cellular component: cytoplasm.